AUGUCGGAGUGCGACGUGGAGAUAUUCUUCGACUACAUAAUUGAGAUAGAAGAGGUGAAGUUGCAGGACGCCUCGAGGAAGACCUAUGAGUCGUUUAUGCAGAAGGUACGAGAAGGGGAAAACAAAGAGGUGCGUUUGCUUGUGUAUAACUGCCGACAUGAUAAACUGAAGGAGGUGCAUGUGAGGCCAAGGAGGUGGAGCGGAAAGGGGUUACUAGGUAUGAACAUCAGUUAUGAAAAGGCAAAUACAAUGAAGGAAGGAAUUGAAAUUGUAAGUAUCGAGGAUGGUUACUCAGAUGUUAAGAAUAGAAUUGCACAGGAGGAAGACGUGAUCAUAGGGCAUGAGGAGAAUAUCCUUCGGAAUUGCGAUGAGCUUUGUAAAUUUGUGGAGGCUACUUUGUCUAGCGAUGUUAAGGGGGAGAAGACUUCUCCAGUGGAGGUACCGUUUUAUGUGUACAAUAGGAAGAGGGGAGACGUGAGGAAGGUUAAAAUGGAGGUGGACCUCACGUGGGGAAGGCAUGGACUGGUCGGGUGUCAAGUGGGUGAAGUGGAUGCUUCGCUUGUCGAGGGGAGGGGCACCCCCGCCGAGCAUGUUAACACCGCGGAGUGGGCUAAGGAUUUACCUGGUAAGCCGCUCGAAAGGAGUUUAGAGCUAUCUGGGGGAAGUCACAACAGCAUUCGCUUUAGCUGGAGUGAAGCGAAUGGAGAAGAGGCCGAGGGGGAAGACUCAGGGCGACCCAACUAUGGCAGGUUCAAUACGGACUACAGUAGAGACGGCAGCGGUGCGGGCGAGUUUGCGACUUCGCUCGGGAGAGCAUUGGAAAAAUCACCUCCUGGUGCAGAGUACCAGAAGACGGUCGGGGCGCAGAGCUACGCCUUGAGCUCCACGAUGGACGUUGAGGAUCAGGGGUGCGCGGGGGGCAACCAGGGGAUGAGCGCGGACGACGUGCUGUCUGAUGUAUCUUCAGGAGGGGGGAAGCAAUCACAAGAUGACGGAGGCACCCCCGAAGAGAGGUACGAAAAGUAUGUACAGGGUAUGAAAACAUACAGCAAGGAAAUCUUAGAGGUUCAUAAAGACAUGGAAGAGAAUGGUAGGCUCUUGGAGGAGCUGAAAAUACGCACUCUGAAGCAUUUUUCCAUGGGGGAGGAAGUUGGUUGGUGA
Plasmodium fragile is the source of this 1161-nucleotide messenger RNA. RefSeq lists its product as uncharacterized. The transcript has a single exon. The record is from RefSeq and is a predicted model, not a curated record. Gene Ontology annotation, molecular function: protein binding. Bases 1 to 1161 code for a protein of 386 amino acids. Gene Ontology annotation, biological process: Golgi organization. Gene Ontology annotation, cellular component: Golgi apparatus. NCBI's taxonomy places the organism in Eukaryota, Apicomplexa, Aconoidasida, Haemosporida, Plasmodiidae.